AUGUGGUCCCCGGCCGGCGGCGCGCUGGCGGCCGCCGCCCUCGCGCCACCUUGUGGGUGGGUGGAGCGCACCGCCUUGCACGACAACAAAAACACCGACCUGCUGCUGCGGUCUGGCGCUGCACGUCUGCUCCUGCCCGCGCUGCCCUGCCCGGCGCGCUCCAGCGCCGAGGGCGACGGCGACUCAGAGGCCGACGAGGAGGAGCAGCUGAACCUGCUCGUGUACGGGGAUCGUAACGAGGCAAUGUCCGAGGUCGUCCUUGAGGGCGGGGACGGCGACGGCGUCUCAUUCUUCAAGGUCCGCCCAGGCACGCGCGCUGAGCAGGCGGGUGUGAAGCCAGGAGACGUAGUGGUGCAGAUCAACCAGUCGGACCCAGAGGUGCUCUUCGAGAAGCCCGCGGAGGAGAUCCUCCCGUGCGUCGUCGGCCGGGUGGAGAUCUGGUGGCGCCCUGCGCCCCCGCAGGACCCCGGCGAGCGGACCCGCAUCCACUUCAAGAGGCCGAUCGCAUGGGCGUGGUGCCCCGACCGCAACGACGGCCUGGCGCCGGAGCCGUACCCGGUGUCGAGGAGCACGACCCUCGAGGGCCGGGAGUGGCGCUGCGGCUCGUGCCGGUCCACGAACUUCGACCACCAGGAGAUCUGCCGCACCUGCGGCCUGCGGGACUCGCGCCUGCCGCCGCGGCCGCGGGUGCACGAGAUGCCGGGGCACUUCAACAGCAGGUUGCUGAAGGAGGAGCCCGACUUCGAGGCGCCCCAGAUCUUCUCGAGCACGGGGCCUUCCGCGAAGGGCCUGCGCGCCGCGGCCGAGCGGGGCCAGAGGGCGGACCCGCUGGGCAUCAAGAUCGAGCGCCCGCGGAGCGCCGACCCCAAGCGGAGUGCGUUCGAGUACGUCAGAACUCGGGUGUCCCGCUCCGGGCGGCUCUACAGCUGGGGCUACGGGCCCGCCUGUGGCCUAGGCAGCUCCCGCAACGUCAGCAGCCCGACGCUCGUGACCAAGUUCCUGGGCACUGGCGAGGCCGAGGCCUCCGCGCGCGCCGCGCAGCAGGGCCUGGAGACCGGGGGCUUCGGUCGCCACUCCCACCGGCGCUACCGCGAGCGCGUGACGGAGAGGAGCCUCGGGCUGCAGCUGCUGAAGCCGCGGAUCGUCAAGGCGUGCUGCGGGGGCGGCUUCAGCGCCGUGCUCAGCGCCGACGGCGAGGUGUUCACGUUCGGGCUCUCGGCCGGUGGCCGCCUCGGCCUCCGCACCAAGUUCCGGGCGUUGCUGCGGCCGCGGCGCAUCGAGACGCUGCCGGAGGCCAUCUCCGACCUCUCGACUGGGGCAAGCUUC
Messenger RNA from Prorocentrum cordatum, 1326 nucleotides. The record is from the annotation of a GenBank genome assembly. Lineage: Eukaryota; Dinophyceae; Prorocentrales; Prorocentraceae.